Dimorphilus gyrociliatus is the source of this 2374-nucleotide messenger RNA. NCBI's taxonomy places the organism in Eukaryota, Metazoa, Annelida, Polychaeta, Dinophilidae. The record is from the annotation of a GenBank genome assembly.
CGCUAGCCAUCCCUUAACAAAUCGAUUUUUUUUACCCUAUUCUUCCCUAUUUCCAAAUAAACAAACACACCAACCGAAUCGAUUAGCCUUCUACAUUACCUUAAUUGAAAAUCAACAUGUCCGAUUUCUAUACAUGGGAUGACAUAAAAAACCAUAGGACUGAGGAGAGUAGGUGGAUAGUUAUAGAGGAAAACGUCUAUGACGUCACAGAAUGGCAAUAUUCCCAUCCCGGUGGAAGGAGAAUCCUAGGACACUACGCUGGUCAAGAUGCAACGUUUGCUUGGAAAAAUAGUCAUAUAAAUCAUAAAGAAAUAAAGAAUUAUAUGAAAAAAUACGAAAUUGGCAAAGUAAAGGGUUCAAACUAUACAAUUGAACAGCAAAAUGUACUGAAAGAUUUUAAACAAUUAGAAGAAUUUGUCAUUGAAAAUAAACUAUUUAAUCCCAAUUACCUUUUCUAUACUUUACACUUUUUACAAGUAAUCUUAUUUGAAAUAUUAGGAGCAUUAGUACUAUUCUAUUUCGGUAAUGAAUGGACAAGUUAUAUGAUGGCAACAUUACUUUUAACAAUAUCACAAGCUCAAGCUGGUUGGACUAUGCACGAUUACGGUCAUCUAAGUGUUUUUAAAUCAACAAAAUUUAAUCACAUUGCUCAAAAUAUAGCUCAAAUGCACAUUAAGGGAGCUUCAUCUAAAUGGUGGAAUUUUAGGCAUCAUCAACAUCAUGUAAAAGUGAAUGUUUAUAAGAAAGAUCCCGAUGUUACGUUUCCAAUUAUAAUACUUAUUGGAGACUUAAUAGCCGAGCAUUGGGGUAAAAUGAAGAAAGGUAUAAUGCCAUAUAAAUGGCAGCAUAUUUACUUCUAUUUACUUGGCCCUUGUUUCUUGUUGCCAGGAUAUUUUCACUUUGAAAAUAUAUACUUUGUUCUAAAGCGUAAAUACUUCAAAGUAAGUUAAUAAAUUAAAUAUUAAUAUAUUAAUUGUAAUAAAACUUGUCUUUUAAAUAGGAAUUCGCCAUUUGUAUGACUUUCUUUGUCAGAUGGAUUCUAAUAUUUGCACCUUUACUUGACGGAGUUAAAUCUGCUUUAUAUUUCUAUCUAUUUGUUAGAUUUUUCGAAUCUCAUUGGUUUGUUUUUGCUACCCAAAUGAGUCAUUUACCCAUGAAAAUAAGUUACGAAAAAUCAACUGAUAAACAAAUAGAUUGGGUUACCGCCCAGGUAUAAUUUAAAAACUAUUUAAACCCUCUACGUACAAGUAAAUAUAUCCCUUUAUAUAGGCUUAUGCAACUUGUAACGUUGAACCUGGUUAUUUUAAUGAUUGGUGGUCUGGUCAUUUAAAUUAUCAAAUUGAGCAUCAUCUGUUUCCUACAAUGCCUCGACAUAACUAUGCAAAGUAUGUAGGAUAUUACAUUAAUCAAUUACGAAUUGCAUAACACUCUGAAAUAGUCAAUUGUUAUACGCCAAUUAAAAAUCUAAUUAAUUAAACAAUGUCCAGAGAAUGAUAACAACAUUUAAACUAUAAAAUUUAUAUACAGGAUUGCACCACUUGUAAAGUCAUUAUUUAGAAAGCAUAAUCUACCAUAUACUGUAAAAUCGUUGGAAACUGCAAUUGCCGACAUAUUUAGGUCUUUAAAGAAUAGUGGAGAAAUUUAUGAAAAAGCAUUUUCUCUAUAAUCAACUCUUAAUAAAGGAAGAUAAAGAAGAAACGAACGCUAUCUCUUUCAUAUUUUCACUCUUUCUCUUCCCUAUUUUAGUUAACAUUUAUGCAAAACUUCUUCCGAGUUAAUCCAUUAUUGCUAUACUUGUUCUCUAUUUCUAAUUUCGUCCUGGCAACAGUUUUUAAAUACUUAAAAGAUAUUUCUAUUUAUUAUAAAGCAGAUGUCACUUUGAGGAAUUGGAGAGGGACAAUGAAUAGGAGUUGUGUUAUGUUCUUGUUUUUUAUGCACUCUUCUUCCCAAAUGAAAGAAAUCUUAAUCUAUCUACAUUAGUUUUCUUCCAAAGAUGUGAAAAGUUUUACAUUUUCGAUAAUAAAAUACAAAAAUAUUGAUACAAGUAUUAUAUCUUCACUAUCAACUGAUCAGCAUAUUCCAUCUGUUUCAAACAAUCAAUAUUCCUUCAUAUAUUCUUUUUAUCUUUAAUUAAACUCUAUGAAUUAAUGUAUUUUAUUACCUCUACUUUAGAGUACUACGAUGGAUAUAAUUAUUAUAUAAAACGACAAUAGAACAACAUUUACAGCAUAAAGAUACGUGUCUUGAGUCGUAGUUGAUCUCUCUCCCUCUCUGUGUGUCUCUUAAAUUAAUAUAAAGUAUGAAAUUUGAUUGAUUUAAAAUACUUUGAAAUGAAACUUUUAGUUAUAUUUAGAUUAUUUUCUUUCAAUCUUUC